CUCAGGUGCGGCGGGCGGGAGGCGGCGCCCGGCGGUGGCGCUGCGGGCCCGGCCUGUUCCGGGGCGCGAGGGGCGUGUGAGGCGGUGCGGCGGAGACGCGCGCGGCCUCUCACCUCACACGCACAGACACACGCACACACGGUGCGGAUCUCUGAAGCCUGUCGGGUCUCCACAAGACCUGACGGCGCUGCGGCCCGGGCCCUGAGGUUGAUCCAAAAGCAUGGCCACUGCAAUUAGGGAGGUGGGAGUUUGGAGACAGACCAGAACGCUGCUGCUGAAGAAUUACCUAGUUAAAUGCAGGACUAAAAAAAGUAGUGUUCAGGAAAUUCUUUUUCCACUGUUUUUUUUAUUUUGGUUAAUAUUAAUUAGCAUAUUGCAUCCAAAUAAGAAGUAUGAAGAGAUGCCCGAUAGAGAACUUAAUCCCAUGGACAAGUCUAUCCUCUCUAACCGAAUUCUUGGAUAUACUCCAGUGACUAAUAUCACAAGCAGCAUCAUGCAGAAAGUGUCUGCUGAUCAUCUUCUCGAUGUCAUUACUAUUGAAGAAUAUACAAAUGAAAAAGAAAUGGUAGAAUCCAGUCUUUCUAAGUCCAGCAACUUCAUAGGCGUGGUUUUCAAAGACUUCAUGUCCUACGAACUCCGGUUUUUCCCUGAUAUGAUCCCAGUGUCUUCUGUUUAUAUGGACUCGAGAGCUGGCUGUUCCAAGUCCUGUGAGGCAGCUCAGUACUGGUCCUCGGGGUUCACAGUUCUACAGGCAUCCAUAGAUGCUGCUAUUAUUCAGUUGAAGACCAACAUUUCUCUUUGGAGGGAGCUGGAGUCAACUAAAGCUGUAAUUAUGGGCGAAAGUGCUGUUGUGGAAAUAGAUACUUUUCCUCGAGGAGUGAUCUUAAUAUACCUGGUUAUAGCAUUUUCACCUUUUGGGUACUUUUUGGCAAUUCAUAUUGUCGCAGAGAAAGAAAAAAAGCUCAAAGAAUUUUUGAAGAUAAUGGGACUUCAUGACACUGCCUUUUGGCUUUCCUGGGUUCUUCUGUAUACAAGUUUGAUUUUUCUUAUGUCCCUUCUUAUGGCAGUCAUUGCAACAGCUUCUUCGUUAUUUCCUCAGAGCAGCAGCAUUGUGAUAUUUCUCCUUUUUUUCCUUUAUGGAUUAGCAUCUGUGUUUUUUGCUUUGAUGCUGACACCUCUUUUUAAAAAGUCAAAACAUGUUGGAAUAGUUGAAUUUUUCGUCACUGUAGCUUUUGGAUUUAUUGGACUUUGUAUCAUCUUUGUAGAAAGCUUUCCCAAAUCCCUGGUCUGGCUUUUCAGUCCCUUCUGUCAGUGUAGUUUUCUGAUUGGUAUUGCACAGGUUAUGCAUUUGGAAGAUUUCAGCGAAGGUGCUUUAUUUUACAAUUUAACGGAAGGUCCAUAUCCUCUGAUUAUUACUAUCAUCACGCUAGCACUUGAUAGUAUAGUCUAUGUCCUGUUGGCUGUGUAUCUUGACCAAGUCAUUCCAGGAGAAUUUGGCUUACGGAGGUCAUCUUUCUAUUUUCUGAAGCCAUCAUAUUGGUCAAAGAGUAAAAGAAAUUAUAAAGAGUUAUCAGAGGGCAAUAUUAAUGGAAGUAUUAGCUUCAGUGAAAUUGUUGAGCCUGUUUCUUCAGAAUUUGUAGGAAAAGAAGCCAUAAGAAUUAGUGGUAUUCAGAAGACAUACAGGAAAAAAGGUCAAAAUGUGGAAGCUUUGAGAAAUUUGUCCUUUGACAUAUAUGAGGGCCAGAUUACUGCAUUACUUGGUCACAGUGGAACAGGAAAAAGUACAUUGAUGAAUAUUCUUUGUGGACUGUGUCCACCUUCUGAAGGAAUUGCAUCCAUAUAUGGACACAGAGUUUCAGAAAUAGAUGAAAUGUUUGAAGCAAGAAAAAUGAUAGGCAUUUGUCCACAGUUAGAUAUACAUUUUGAUGUUUUGACUGUAGAAGAAAAUUUAUCCAUUUUGGCUUCAAUCAAAGGAAUACCAGCCAACAAUAUAAUACAAGAAGUGCAGAAAGUUUUACUAGAUUUAGACAUGCAGGCUAUAAAAGAUAACCAAGCUAAAAAAUUAAGUGGUGGUCAAAAAAGAAAGCUGUCUUUAGGAAUUGCUGUUCUUGGGAAUCCAAAGAUAUUGCUGCUAGAUGAACCCACAGCGGGAAUGGAUCCCUGCUCCCGUCACAUUGUUUGGAAUCUUCUAAAAUACAGAAAAGCCAAUCGGGUGACGGUGUUGAGUACUCAUUUCAUGGAUGAAGCAGACAUUCUAGCUGAUCGGAAAGCUGUUAUAUCACAAGGAAUGUUGAAAUGUGUUGGUUCUUCCAUUUUCCUCAAAAGCAAAUGGGGAAUUGGCUACCGACUGAGCAUGUAUAUAGAUAGAUUCUGUGCCACAGAAUCCCUUUCCUCACUGGUUAAGCAGCACACACCCGGAGCUACUUUAUUACAACAGAAUGACCAACAAGUUGUGUAUAGCUUACCUUUCAAGGACAUGGACAAAUUUUCAGGUUUGUUUUCUGCACUAGACACUCAUUCAAAUUUGGGUGUCAUUUCUUAUGGUGUCUCCAUGACUACUUUGGAAGAUGUAUUCUUAAAGCUAGAAGUUGAAGCAGAAAUUGACCAAGCAGAUUAUAGCGUAUUUACUCAACAGCAACCAGACGAAGAAAUGGAUUCAAAAUUUUUUGAUGAAAUGGAAGAGAGCUUACUUAUUCUUUCUGAAACCAAGGCUUCUCUGGUGAGCAGCAUGAGCCUUUGGAAACAGCAGGUGUAUACAAUAGCAAAGUUUCAUUUACUCACUCUGAAACGUGAAAGUAAAUCGGUGAGAUCAGUGUUACUCCUGCUUUUAAUUUUUUUUGCUAUUCAGAUUUUUAUGUUUUUGGUGCAUAACUCUUUAAAAAAUGCUGUGGUUCCCGUCAAACUUGUUCCAGAGUUAUAUUUUCUAAAACCUGGAGAGAAACCUCAUAAGUACAAAACAAGUCUGCUUCUUCAAAAUUCCACUGACUCAGAUAUCAAUGAUCUUAUCAGUUUUUUCGCUUACCGGGACAUCAUGGUGACGAUGUUUAACGACAGUGACUAUGUGUCAGCUGCUCCACACAGCGCGGCUUUAAAUGUGGCGCAUUCAGAAAGGGACCAUAUUUUUACAGCUGUUUUCAAUAGUACUAUGGUUUAUUCUUUACCAGUAUUGAUGAAUAUCAUUAGUAACUACUACCUGUAUCAUCUAAAUGUCACUGAAACCAUCCACAUCUGGAGUACCCCUUUCUUUCAAGAAAUCACUGACAUCGUGUUUAAAGCUGAGCUGUAUUCUCAAGCAGCUUUGCUGGGAGUCAUUGUUACUGCGAUGCCACCGUAUUUUGCCAUGGAUAACGCAGAGAAUCACAAGAUCAAAGCUUAUACUCAGCUUAAACUUUCAGGUCUCUUGCCAUCUGCAUAUUGGAUUGGACAAGCUAUUAUUGAUAUACCCUUAUUUUUUAUUGUUCUUACUUUGAUGCUAGGAAGCUUAUUUGCAUUUCACCAUGGAUUAUAUUUUUAUGCUGCAAAGUUCCUGGCUGUGGUUUUUUGCCUAAUCGGGUAUGUUCCAUCAGUCAUUUUGUUCACUUAUGUUGCUUCUUUCACCUUUAAGAAAAUUUUAAAUACCAAAGAAUUUUGGUCAUUUAUCUAUUCUGUGACAGCACUGGCUUGUGUUGCAAUCACUGAAAUAACUUUCUUCAUGGGAUCCACAGCUACAGCUGUUUUUCACUACGCCUUUAGCGUAAUCGUUCCAAUCUAUCCACUGCUAGGUUGCCUGAUGUCUUUCAUAAAGGUUUCUUGGAAGAAUAUGCCUAAAAGUGAGAAUCCCUUCAACCCAUGGGAUAAGCUUCUGGUGGCUGUUGUAUCGCCUUACCUGCAGUGUGCUCUGUGGAUUUUCCUCCUGCAGUACUAUGAGAAAAAAUAUGGAGGCAGAACCAUGAGAAAGGAUCCAUUUUUCAGAAAUCUUUCAACCAAAUCAAAGACCAAGAAGUUUCCAGAACCACCCAACAAUGAGGACGAAGAUGAAGAUGUCAGAGCUGAAAGACUAAAAGUCAAAGAGCUGAUGAGUUGUCAGUGUUGUGAAGAGAAACCAGCAAUUAUGGUCAGCAAUUUACAUAAAGAAUAUGAAGAUAAGAAAGAUUUUCUUCAUUCAAGAAAAGUUAAGAAAGUAGCAACUAAAUACAUCUCUUUCUCUGUGAAAAAAGGAGAGAUUUUGGGCCUGCUGGGGCCCAAUGGCGCAGGCAAAAGCACCGUUAUUAAUAUUUUGGUUGGUGAUACUGAGCCAACUUCAGGCCAGGUAUUUCUAGGAGAUUAUGCUUCAGAUGCAGCCGAGGAUGAUGAUUCCAAUAAGUGUAUGGGUUACUGUCCUCAGGUAAACCCUCUGUGGACAGAUAUUACUUUGCAAGAACACUUUGAAAUUUAUGGAGCAGUGAAGGGAAUGAGUUCAAGUGACAUGAAAGAAGUUAUAAGUCGAAUAACAAAUGCACUUGAUUUAAAAGAACAUCUUCAGAAAACCGUUAAGAAACUACCUGCAGGCAUCAAACGAAAGUUGUGUUUUGCCCUGAGUAUGUUGGGGAACCCUCUGGUUACUUUGCUAGAUGAGCCGUCUACAGGUAUGGACCCGAAAGCCAAGCAGCACAUGUGGCGAGCAAUUCGAACUGCAUUUAAAAACAAAAAACGAGCUGCUAUUCUGACCACUCAUUACAUGGAAGAGGCAGAAGCUGUCUGUGACCGAGUGGCUAUCAUGGUGUCGGGGCAGCUAAGAUGCAUUGGAACAGUACAACAUCUAAAGAGUAAAUUCGGAAGAGGCUACUUUUUGGAAAUUAAAUUAAAGGACUGGAUAGAAGACCUAGAAAUAGACCGCCUUCAAAGACAAAUUCUGUAUAUUUUCCCAAAUGCAAGCCGUCAGGAAAGUUUUUCUUCUAUUUUGGCUUUUAAAAUCCCUAAGGAAGAUGUUCAGUCUCUCGCACAGUCUUUUUCCAAGCUGGAAGAAGCUAAACAUACUUUUGCCAUUGAAGAAUAUAGCUUUUCUCAAGCAACACUUGAACAGGUUUUUGUAGAACUCACUAAAGAACAACAGGAAGAAGAUAAUAGCUGUGGGACUUUAAACAGCACACUUUGGUGGGGAAGAACACAGGAAGACAGAGUCAUAUUUUGAACUUGUGUUUUUCAGUCAGCUUAUCAAAUUUAUUUAUUUGUUCUUCGUUUUAUUCCAAAAUUAUUUUAAAACUUUGUUUUAUAAAUGGUAAUUAGAGAACCGUGAAAGCACUCGGGACAUUUCUACGUUCCUUCAGUUCAGCUUUUGUGGUUGUGUGUUUUGUUCUCUUUCAAUAAAGACUUCAUAUAAUUAACUGAAUGUACAUGC
Molecule: messenger RNA, 5356 nt
Organism: Ochotona princeps (American pika)
Lineage: Eukaryota; Metazoa; Chordata; Mammalia; Lagomorpha; Ochotonidae
Gene: ABCA5
Product: ATP binding cassette subfamily A member 5
Exons: 39
Coding region: 221-5149 (1642 amino acids)
Biological process (GO): lipid transport; transmembrane transport
Cellular component (GO): intracellular membrane-bounded organelle; membrane
Molecular function (GO): lipid carrier activity; ATP hydrolysis activity; ATP binding
Source: RefSeq, a predicted model, not a curated record